Sclerotinia trifoliorum is the source of this 2741-nucleotide messenger RNA. NCBI's taxonomy places the organism in Eukaryota, Fungi, Ascomycota, Leotiomycetes, Helotiales, Sclerotiniaceae. The record is from the annotation of a GenBank genome assembly.
ACGAAAUAUAUGUCAUUCGUCAUUCACAAUUCCGUAUCUGUGUACAACAUUCUGACCUGCUAAGUCGACCACGAAUCAAGAAACCUUACCUGCCGAAGAUAAUCAUCCUUCAGACACAAGCGUAGCUACUUCAAUAAUUCUCUCUCUCAUCAUCGAACACAAUUUGGGGAUAUUUCUACCGCAUCCGCUGUUUUGAUAAUACAAAAUGGCUAGAAGUUUGGCCACACAAAGAUGGCCGGCCUUGAUUCGAAAUGCUAGGACUACCACGGAGCAGAUUGCCAAUCUGAGGGCCCUUAAAAAUGAGAUCGUUGGACAUGCUCCAAAGAAAGAAAUGGCUGUAACCAUGGGCCUUGUGGAACCUGUCGUACGCAUAAGUUUCAAUAAGUUCAAUUCCAGAAAUCAGGAUUGGAAAGCACACGAUCAUAGUUAUGCGAUCCGACCGUUAGAAGAAGAGGAAAUGGUUCGACUACAGGCUCUACAGGUCCUGGGAAGCCUUGCAUAUGGUUAGCAUACAUGUUAUUUUUCUUAUGGCUCUUAUUAACAAGAACUAGGUGGUCCAGCCUUCCUCGCUCCAUUACACUAUGGCUCUGCGCUCCCGGCGAUCCUGUCGAAUCUUUGCCCAAUAAGUAAUCCGCCACAAAUAGUCCUCGCAGCGUUGCGGGCUUUGUCCAACCUCGCAGAAUCCGCAAUGCUUGCUACUAGCACACACCCUAUUACCAUUAAGUCUCUGGCGGCAGCGUUGUUCGUACGCCCACAUCUCGCCUCUCUAACUCGCAUCAUCUCCCAAACUUCAUCGUCUCACAUCAUACAAAAUCAAAUAUCCUUGGCGGCUACACUCAUAGCCCGAAUAUGUCGACAGGAGUCCUAUCAACAAAGUCUCGCAACUUCCGGUGUUCUGGAUGCCUUGGCUGUGAGACUGGCAAGCUUCGUUGUGGCUCAGGGCCUUGUUGUUCCAGGUGCCGAUAUCAUAGCGCAUAGGGAAGGUUUACGGGAAUACAUCCCUGCGGCUGCUCCUUCAACUGCUUAUUUCUCGGGGAUUUUGGAGGCUAUAGCUAGCAUUGUCGCCGAAUCCAAGUUCAGAGCUUCGCAACUCAUUUAUCACCCAUCAAUCAUGGCGGUAUUUCCAUCAAUUCCUGCCGGCGAUGCGCCGAUCCUACAAAGCUCGAGAGCUGCUUGGAAUACGUUCAAUACAGGAAGUUUAAGUUCACGACAAAGCCAGUUGAGUGCCAUUGAUUACCUGCUCCCGAUCGUUCCACAGUACCCAGUGAAGAGCGCACAGGCAUCUGCAUUUCCCCCACUUGGUUCAUCAGGAUCUCGGGAGCCUCUCAAUGGUCGUGGAAAGUCAACUUCUACAUCGAUAUGGUCUGAACCUCCCCCGGAGCGAAAUGGUUCACCACAAGAGAGUCAAGCCGCUCUCGAGGACCCUGAGACUCCUCUGGUUGCAUACCUGAUAUUUAUUAUGAGAUCUCGGGAAGGCGAGGAGAGACUCAUGGCUUCUUAUUUACUGACAGUUCUAUUUCGAGCCGGCCUUAUCAAUAAAGCCAGGGAACCAGCCUUAGGUUUACUGGUUGUGCCUCUACUUGUGCAGAUGUUGGGUGAAGAGGCGACUCAAGUCAAGUCCAAGGAUAUCUCUUGUGACCAUGAAUCGUUGAGAGUCGAGUGGUCAAUCACAGAAAUGGCACCACGGAUCUUGUCGUUGCUAAUUACAGAUAGCGAACACCUUCAAAAAGCUACUUUCCAGAGUAAGGCGAUGACCAAGCUCUCUAAGUUGAUCAAACUAUCUUACGAACCAGUACCGGAAAGUGUCAAUGCACAACAUUGGUCGCCUAUCAAACCAAAUGCAGAAGAGGAUUAUGUGGAACAAACCCCUUCAUCACGUCUUGGUGAUCCUGGUCAAUCUGCUCUUCUCGUUCACAAAAUCAAAGUAAGGGAAAGCGUAUUAAGAGCUAUAGCAUCACUUAUUCCAUUCAAAGAAGAACAUAGAAAAUCCGUUGUGGACAACGGUAUAAUUCCUUACAUUGUCGAAUCUUUGAACCCUAAUCCGCAAAAGCCAUCAACUAAAGUCAACGAAAAAGGCGACAAAGCCGAAAAGAAAAACGAUUCAAGUAACCCUGAAGUUAAACAAGAAGGAUACGGGAUCAAUCCGUAGGCGUUCUUAUUGCUGCUUGUACGGCGACUCGAGCCUUGGCGAGGUCAGUUUGUAUACUUCGGACUAAAUUGAUUGAUAAUAGUAGUUGCGCCGAUAUUUCCCCUUCUUUCUCACCAAGACAUCGAAGUUCAAAUUGCUGCUACCGCUGCAGUCUGCAAUCUUCUUACCGAUGUUGCCCCAAUGCGAGAGGUUUGUACACAUUUAAUGCUGUUUUCGAUACGUUUUACUAACCUAUUUGCAGAGCUUCAUGGAACAUGGGGUAUUAAAAUACUUUGUGGAAGGCACACUCCGCGAACGCAAAGCUUGAAUGAAUCUGAUGUUUUCUCACAAGUUCCCGGUACCUAGCAACAAAAGAUAUCUGCGACAAAUGGUUAAACUCCUAAUUGUGGCUGAAGGUAUGAGAGUGCCAAGAAAAUAAGUUUAUGCAAAUUCGUGGAGUAUCCUUUCUUGGUAUUGUGGAAGAAUUUCAAGCGCCUUCUACUGUAAGGCUGCAGACCCGUGAAGCAGUCUUGUCCUGUAUCAAAUGGUGGGUAGCGGACUGUUGGGAAGCGCAGCGGUUAUAAUGCCGAGAAAGGCUGAGGGAAUCAAAGGU